Cuscuta campestris is the source of this 828-nucleotide messenger RNA. The record is from the annotation of a GenBank genome assembly. Lineage: Eukaryota; Viridiplantae; Streptophyta; Magnoliopsida; Solanales; Convolvulaceae.
CAAUUUUUUUUUUUAAAUCAAAACGCUGCUCAUUUUGACUUGACUCUUUAUCUGCCGGCAACCUCUCGGCCGCCGUUCCUUCAUCCAGUCUCCGACGGCGGAGACCAGAGUUUUUCCCCCGGUUUUCUACUCUCCGUCUACAAUUGUUUCUUUCAUUAGCUCUAGUAUACUCCCUACAUGUGUUGGUAGACAGAGAUAAGGAUAGAUAGAGAUGGGAUUGUUCAAAAGAAUCGUCGGAUUUCUAGGGUUUGCGAAGGAUGAAGCUCAAGAACUCAACGAAGGAAACGGAGACGCGGACAAAGUUUCUCCCGACGCCGUGGAGGCCGCGGCGGCGCGAGCUCAACAUCUGCCGCGCAAAGGCUUCAGUAUUCCAAUUCAAGUCCCAGUCGAAAAGCCUCCGCCCCCUGGACCUAUACUUUUCCCUUGCACUUCUGGCGAUGGGGGCAUUCAGGGGUUGAGAUGGUACGCCAAGCGUCUCAGGGUCGACGAAGAUGGAGACGUGGCAGAUGAGUUCAUCAGUGAGAUUCUGCCGCAGAAUCUCAGCACCGAAGAGGGGCAAAAGAGACCAUUCCCGAGGUUUGAAGCGAAAUGCCAUACAAGGCACGCCAAGGUUAGGAACCAGGCGCUCAUUUCACCUGCGGGUAAAAUCCAAGUGUGUGUUGAGCUCCAUGGGAGACUGGAGUGGUUGUGAAGCUCAUUUAUUUACUGCCGGUAAAAGUGGUGAACCCUUCUAAUAUUUGUAUUUUGUGGACACUUUUUCCUUGUGUAUAGGACAUGUUAGAAAUUUGUCAACUCAUAAGUGAAAUUGAGCCUUUCUUUAGUGCAUGA